GUUAUGCUAACUUCCGGUUUGAGAAAUUUUUUUGCUGGUGGAAGAAAAAUUACUGAAAAGGUUACAAAUCCAGGAAGAAAUGCCUAGCAAAAAGAAGAAAUUCAGUGCCCGGUUUCCACCAGCUCGAAUAAAGAAAAUCAUGCAAACUGAUGAAGAUGUGGGCAAGGUGGCAGCUGCAGUACCUGUACUUAUAUCUAGAGCUUUGGAGAAAUUCAUAGAAACUCUAAUAAUGAAAACCAGUGAAACCACAAAAACCAGGAAUGCUAAAACCUUAACAACAUCCCACAUCAAGCAGACCAUUUAUCAAGAGAAGAAGUUUGAUUUUCUAAAGGACCUGGUGGCAAACGUGCCCGACCAUCAAGCAGAGGAGGAUACAGAUUUGAACACUGGAGACAUGACAAAACGACAAAAAACACCCAGACCAAGAAAACAAAGAACAGAAGGUAGAAAGAAAAGAAAAAAGAAUUCAUCAGAAAGCAACUCAGAGGAGGAAGAGAAUGAGAAUGGUUCCAGUACUGAGACAGAUGAAGAGAGCAGUCAGCACACACAGCUGUCCUCAGGCAGUAGCAAUGAACAACACCAGGGAAUUCCCUCGGCCACGUACCCAAAUCCCAUCAACUCGGGAGAGAACCCUGAGGCUAUGAUGUCCUACCCAUCCACCAGCAGUAUGCCCAGCCACCCAGCUUACCCUCCACCAGGUUGCUACCCUCCCCAAGGAUUACCUGGGUUACCCCCACAGGGAAUGCAUAAUCCUUACUCUAUGCAAAUGAAUAAUCACAUGCCACAACAGACACAACCCCUGAAUCUAUGUAACAACCCAUCAUACAGCCCAUCUAUGUACAUGUCAUCUGGAUAUCCCUAUCCCCCUUCAUUAGGAUACCCCUACCCACCUCAUAUGAAUCCUAUGCCUCCACCACACGAAUCCCAUCCAGGCAUGAAUCACUCAUCAGCCCCCAUGCCUGGCCCCUCCCAUCUGCCGGUCUACCCCAAGGCCCCACCCCCAUGUGAUCAAGGACAGAACAUGUCUCAGUCUAGCAUAAAUCCUGUAGCUCCAUCACAUGUAAAACAAACUCCACCCAACUCCGCUGAAGAUGAUGAUUAUGAUGCGUGAAUGGAUUUCUGUGACCUUUCAACAUCAAUUUUAUGCAAAUUGACCCCCAUGGGGAAAGAGAACAAACUCAGGAUCAUUUGUGAGCCAUUUUAUUCCGUUGUCAUCUGAUUACGUGUAUUGAUCUGUUAAAAACAUAAAUUGGUUAGAACUUGUAACUUUGUUUUGUUUUGGAUAAAAUUAUUUGUCACCCUUUGAGAUUGUGUGAUGAACUCAGUAUUUUUCACUGUUUGUUAUGUUGCCUAUAAAAUAUGCUAUAGCUACACAGGUAUAAAUACUGUAUACAGGGAAUUUUUCGCCCCCAUUUCAUUUUCACCCCUAUCGCCCUAAACUUGGACGAAUUGAAAAAGGGGGCAAAUUUAAAGAGUACAGUAUAUUUUCUUUAAUAAAAUUGUGACUGGGCAAAUUUAAAACAGGGCAAAACUGUUUGUAAGUGUGAAAGGGCAAAAAUAAAGUGGUGCGAAAAUAACCCUGUAUAUAUUAUGCUUAUGAUUUCAAAGAAAUGUAAAAUAUACAUGCAUAUUACAUGUACUUUAAAUAUAAUCAUGGGUCAUUAAUGCAGCUUGAACUUGCUUGAAUAUAUUACACCAGAAAAACAAAACAAAUAAAAUAGUAUUCUGUCUAUAUAGAGCUGUCUUAUGUACCAAAAUUUCCAUGGAAUGUAUCUCAUCAUUUACCGGUAAUAUGAAUUUUGCAUUGCUUUAGAAUUUAAGAGAACCAAUGGUUGUAUAUUGUGUAUACCAAGAGUUAUUGAUUUUUAUCAAUAGCAGUUGUGAUAAAUUCUUGUAAUGUACUUAAUCAUAGUCUUUCCAUAAAAAAAGGUGUUUCAGGAAUAAAGUUCUUUACUGAUAAUAUGUGGAUACAAUAUCAAAGGAAAAAAUCACUAUAUACAUUCUUGUUUGAAUGUCUGUACUUUGAUGUGUAAUCAAUAUUGCUUAUCAGUAUGUAUCCAUGCAAGAAAAAAAUAUGGUAGAAAGCCUUUGAAGUUAUACAUGUAAUACUAAAGUAAAGAACAGACUUUUUUAAAGUCAUGAGAUACCUAGAAACAAUGAUUUGAAUUGACAUUUAUUUGCUAUAUGAACAAGAACAAGGCUUUGAGACCUUUUGGAUUACAGACUGUUUCCUAAUAUCACACUGUAUGAAGUCAGUACAUGUACAUGUAUUCCUAAUGUAAAACUAUUGUCUGAUAUUUUUUGACAUGUGAAUGAUUAAAGUGAUUGAACUGAG
Messenger RNA from Saccostrea cuccullata (small rock oyster), 2335 nucleotides. RefSeq names its product dr1-associated corepressor-like. The transcript has 7 exons. NCBI's taxonomy places the organism in Eukaryota, Metazoa, Mollusca, Bivalvia, Ostreida, Ostreidae. The record is from RefSeq and is a predicted model, not a curated record. Bases 80 to 1111 code for a protein of 343 amino acids. Gene Ontology annotation, cellular component: nucleus; negative cofactor 2 complex. Gene Ontology annotation, biological process: transcription by RNA polymerase II. Gene Ontology annotation, molecular function: RNA polymerase II general transcription initiation factor activity; core promoter sequence-specific DNA binding; protein heterodimerization activity.